UUCAGAACCCCCUUCUGGUUGUGAUUCAGCGACACAAAGAGCGUAGGAAGCUGAGGCUAAUUCUUAGAAUGAGUAUGAAGUAGCUGGAAUAUGGAUUUCUAGGCUGAAGGUUAUGCUAGCCGCUCUCCCAGCCCCACUACUCCAAGCAAUGGUUUAAAGGGAAUGUGUUUCCCCUGAGAUUUUUAUCCGCGACAUUUUCAACUCCAGGUUUUCAAUGUUCAAUGAAAAUUUGUUUAAUUUGUGUUGCUUGCCGAGUGAUUAAGUGAGGAGGAGGCGGUGGUGACGGCAGCAACAAUUGAACCCGUAGCAUUUGCAAAACGAAUCGGAUAAAAUCAGUGACAACGGGCUUUGUUAUUAUUGACAGAAUUCAACAUCGGGCUAGUUCAAUAACAAAAUGGGCGAGAGGCCCUCUCUGAAGGUUGCCAAAAUACGGGAAGGUGAAUUUGAAAUGUUAUUGGAAGGUGUCGGUGAACUCAGCAGAAUCAACAAAGCAAGCUUGGUUAUCUUGCCAAGUUGAAGUAAAAGUCAAAGUCUCGUUGUGUUCCGGCCUUGUCAGAUUGCAUCUCACGUACUCCUCUCAGAUCGAACCUUGAGUGCUGGAGAGAUACAGAAGAGACCCACAAAACCUGCUGAUUUAGUUUUCUGAUGUUAGUCAGCAUCAAACAUAAGGUUUUUUUUCGGGGCGGGAGGGGGAAUCUAAAAGGCAGGUUGAGUGAGUAAAGAGAAUAGAAACACUUAAGUUUAAAUAGGGCAUUAAAGUGGAACAGGUUUAAACUGAUGAGACAAAUUUGUAAAUUGUGUUGGAACUUGUCAGCCUAAGUUUUUAGUUGGUAAUAUUUCCAGUUCUGAGUGAGAAGUUUGGUUUAAGUUUCAUUCCAAGUUUAACAGAUUGAUAUCUUCGUGCUGCGUUUUGGGUGGGUCAUUGAAACUGGAGCCCCACCUACCCUGCCAACUGGAUCGAAGAGAAAAUAUGAAUACAAUUUUUCAAGAUCACAAAAACAUAUCUCACUUGCUGCUGGAACAAGUGGGAUUCUUUGAGGAAAAGUGGAAUGCUAUGAUGAUGGAAGAGUUGGGACAUGUCCUACCUUUUGAAUGAAAAAACAGGUACAUAGUCAACCAGAAAUGGGGAACUAUGGCAGUCAUUCUCUUGGGAUUCCUGCUGGGAAAGGACCAAAUCUUGUCGGAUGUAUUGAUUUGAUGAAUGAUCAUACAAUUCAGGGGAUUUUUUUACGCUUGUACUACCCAUGUGAACCAAGUGGAAAGCAACAAGAACCACUGUGGAUUCCUAAUCAUGAGUAUUACUAUGGGCUUGCUGAUUUUCUUAAACAUAACAGAAAAUUUGUUGACUAUAUUUUAAACCAUUUAUAUGGGUCAUACAGCAUUCCUGCAGAAUGGGAUGCCCCAUUUAAAACUGGAAGAUAUCCUUUAGUCAUUUUCUCUCAUGGCCUUGGAGCUUUCAGGACUCUGUAUUCAGCUAUAUGUAUUGAACUGGCUUCACAGGGAUUUGUAGUCGCUGCAGUGGAACACAGGGAUGGGUCGGCUUCAGCCACCUACUACUAUGAAGAGAAAGUGAAAGCAGUCAAUAAAGUAGGAGAAUCAACCUCCACUAGCAGUUCAGCACUUCCUUUAGAUCAGUUGCAGAGGAAAUGGCUUUAUUAUAAGCCACUUAAAGAGGGAGAGCAAGAAUUUCCACUCCGGAAUGACCAGGUACAUCAGAGAGCAGAAGAGUGCACCAAGGCCUUAAAUCUGCUUACUGAUAUAAACAUGGGAAAGCCAGUCAAUAAUAUAUUUCCAGUGAAUUUUGAUUUCACUAAAAUGAAGGAUUCUCUGGAUCUGCACAAAGUAGCUAUCAUGGGCCACUCAUUUGGUGCAGCCACAGUUAUUGAUUCACUCAGCAAAGAUGUUCGGUUUGGAUGUGGAGUGGCAUUAGAUGCUUGGAUGUUCCCACUGGAGGAUGAGGUAUAUACCAAGGUACAGGAGCCAAUACUGUUCAUCAACUCCGAAAAAUUCCAAUGGGUUAUUAAUAUCCUGAAAAUGAAAAAACUUGAUUCAAAUGAAAUACAGCGAAAAAUGAUUACAAUCAUGGGAACAGUACAUCAGAGCUUCCCUGAUUUCACAUUUUUGACCGGCACUUUCCUUGGAAAGAUAUUUCGAUUAAAAGGAACAAUAGACCCCCUUAUAGCUAUUGAUAUUAGCAACAAAGCUUCUUUAGCAUUCAUGCAAAGACACUUGGGUCUUGAGAAGGACUUUGAUCAAUGGGAUCCCCUAAUUGAUGGACAAGGAGAACACGUUAUACCAGGCACAAAUAUUCAUUUGCCUUCUGAGCCCAAGCAAUGACUCAUGAGUUCUGAAUCCAAACUAUGAAUGUUGAGCGUACUGUGGUAAAAUAAAAAUAACUAUCAGCGUGAAUGGAUUUAUCUGCACUGAACACUCACAUUGUGCAAAACAUUUGCCUUAUGCGAUCUUUAAAAUUAGAGUUUAAGGAAUGUGUCCUCAGCCAUAAAAUACAAUUUACCUCCAGAAUUAUUUCUGUAAUUUUGUGUGUAAAUCCAUGCAUCUUUUGGAUGAAUAAUAUAACAUUCAUGUACAGGUCUAACAUUCUUCCAGGGCUCUAAAACAGUGGGGUUCCAAGUUGGAGUAACUCUUAUUGAUUGUCUCAAUUUUAAAAUUGAAUUGUAUUAUACUGAGUUUUUAAGGAUUUCAAUUAUUGCAUUCAGUAUUUUGAAAUUACAUUGAACUAUUUACAGGUAUGAUGCAGCAUUAAUUUAAUCUGUAUGUUUUCCUAAAACUACUGUUGUGAUGAAGCUAAAUGUUCACCUGUGAUUAGAACUCAUUAAGAAAAAAAAUUCUUAAGAAUUAGUGUAUAACAAAUUUUUGGAAACAUAAAUGAUUAUUUCAUUCA
This is a messenger RNA of Hemiscyllium ocellatum (epaulette shark), 2902 nucleotides long. It is a transcript of the gene pla2g7, whose product is annotated as phospholipase A2, group VII (platelet-activating factor acetylhydrolase, plasma). NCBI's taxonomy places the organism in Eukaryota, Metazoa, Chordata, Chondrichthyes, Orectolobiformes, Hemiscylliidae. The coding region runs from base 1093 to 2337 and encodes 414 amino acids. The record is from RefSeq and is a predicted model, not a curated record. Gene Ontology annotation, molecular function: 1-alkyl-2-acetylglycerophosphocholine esterase activity. The transcript is spliced from 11 exons.